Porites evermanni is the source of this 5102-nucleotide messenger RNA. The record is from the annotation of a GenBank genome assembly. NCBI's taxonomy places the organism in Eukaryota, Metazoa, Cnidaria, Anthozoa, Scleractinia, Poritidae.
AUGGAACGAAAAGGCCUUGGUGGAGAAGAUGAAAUUUGUAAUGAACCGAACGAGAGAGAAACAGAUCCGCUUCUUGCUCGUCCUCCCGAGUCGCCUGUAGCGUGUGAGAAGUUCCUGGCUGGGCGAGAGAGACAAAAGCCUAAGAGAUGGAUCAUUCCGGCACAGUUUGCUUUAAAAGUUUCCUUUUGGUCGCUUGGCAUGUGGGGACAUCGAGUAUGGAAAUACUUCGCUCAGACCUUCCUUGUCAUUGCAGCAAUCAUUUUCUUUGUUUUCAGCGUAAUUUUGAUUGCCCGCAGUAGGGAUCGGCCAUCACAGUUUUGCCCUCCUGAUAGCAACUUUACAUUGUGUUGUUACCACUACACUGCCGCUGUAUUAUUUGCGGCUACUAUUCCCUUAUGUCUGGCUUUCAUUGCCUGUCACAUAAUAGGUAAAAGCUCAACGUCGGCUUUGGUAUGUCCUCCACAGUUCUUGAUUGAGGAAACGCACAAAUCUGUCAUUUUUAUGUCAUUUCUGGCUUUCCUCGCCAUGAAUGCAGUGUUCAGCGUCAAGGUCUCUUAUACCGUGUCCGUACUCAAUUUUACGGCCGGACCCAAUGCCAGUUCAAGCCAUAAUGACUCCUUACCCUGGUCUGCUAAAGUUUUUAUGGUAGUUCUCUCAGCGGAAUCCCUCUUUUCUUGGCUUCUGCUCAACAUCUGUCACGUUUUCGCUGCCAUUUGCAUAGUACUCGGUAGGUUAACUUGCCCAACUGGGUUAUCCUCCCUCACUCCUCAGUAUUGGUUUCCCUGGAGAAAAUCCGCACAAUUAAUAAAAGACCUACCGACAUACUGCCGGGGGAUAACCCUGCGAUGCAAUAGCUUCCCAUGGGCGGGAGAGGGCAAUAAUACCAGGCAUACUUCAUGCUAAGGAAAUUGGAGUUAAUCUCCAGCCGUUUGUGGACUUUGGGCCUUUGGCUCGUGGGAACCUUUACCUUACCUUAAGUCAAGUGGCUAGUUAGUUAGGCACAUAGCCAGCUACAUCGCAAAGCCACUUACACACAAAUCGUCAAAUCGUCUUACAGGAAUAAUUCCUGACGCAUUUAAGACAACUUUGGUCAAAUCAGUAUAUAAGGCAAAUGAUAAAGAAAAAAAAUCAAAUUAGAGACCAGUUAUCGACCAAUUUCAGUGUUACCGUGUCUUUCAAAAGCCUAGAAAAAAUUGUUUUUGCGAAAGAAUAGUUAGGUCACUAAAAAAAGAACAAUUGACAUCUUAUUCAAAAGCCAACAUCAAGGCUUAGAGCUUGACAUUGAACCCAGCGUUUCAAUCUCUAUCAUUUAUAUUUAUUGUCACAUAGUAUAAGUCAAGAACACUGCACGUUAGUUCAAUCCCAGUUGACUAAUAUUAUUAUAAGACUCCGGUUUUUAAUGAAUAAUACUCAAACAAGAGCUCUCUUUGUUAAAAACUGCCAUUGGCCCACACCAGUUUGCCUACAGGAAAGGCUGUAACACAACCACGGCGCUCCUUACUUGUCAUCACCAUUGGUUAAAAUGGUUGGACGGGGCAACAGACUUCGUACGUGUUUUCUCCUUCGACUUUCGCAAAGCUUUUGACAGUGUUCCCGACACGCUAUUGUUUGGAAUAAGCUAAGGUCACUCAAUAUCAAUCCUUACUGGUGAUCAACUGGAUCGUCAGCUUUCUUAGUCGCAGGAAACAGAAAGUAGUCGUGGAUGGCUUUGUCACCAGUUUGUUAGUAUCAGCAGAGGGGUACCGCAAGGCACAAUUCUCGGGCCUGUAUUUUUUUCUUUCAUUGUAUACAACAGCAGAUCAAGAGUCACUCUUCCACUGAGGUUAAUAGUAUCGAAAACUGGGUUGUAAAAACCUAUGAUUUAAACCUCAAAAGACCUGGUAGAUGGUAGUAGUACUUGACAUGAUUUCUAAACCAAUUUCGGGCCACCCUUGGUAAAAGGGAUUUAACAGAAAAGCUGGUUGAAACUGCUUGGCAUAAUUUUUGAGGAGAAUCCAUCGGACUGGGACCAUGUUGAUCUUGACAACUUGUUAUGCAAAGCUAGUAGCCGUUUAUACAUUUUACGCUUCAGUGAUUUUGGAUACCCUAAAGAUCAACUGACAAAAUUAUUUGAUCUGUAAAUUAUGCCCCUGUUUUUAAACGGGAUCGAAAUUUGGGGUGCUGCAUGCCUUUCAAUGCAAUUAUCAUGAUAUUGACAAUUUUUUAAACGUGCCUUUAGGUUCGGAUAUACAAAUAACUUAUAUAUUACGCAAUGAAUGAGGUUGUUAGAAAUCGGGACUGCAAGUUAUGAAAAACUAUUACAGAGAAUCCCUAUUCGGACUGUUUCCCCCUAAGAGACAGAGAUCUUUGAGAGAUCGAGGGCAUACUUUUAUUUCACCUGCAGUCAAAAGGGAACUUUUAAAAGAUUUUUUUAACAGAUGUCUCUUUCAAUUUGUCUUAUUGUAAUUGAUUAGCUAAUACAACCAUAUUGUGUAAAGCCACACAUAUGUUGUGACUCUAUUUGUUGUGAAUAAGGACUCUUAUUAUUAUUAUUAUUAUUAUUAUUAUUAUUAUAGAUAUUGUUCUUACCCACCCUCGAACUUAAAAUUUAUAUCUUGCUGUCACUCUAACUUGCUCUCUUGAUUAUUUCAGGUACCUUUGCAGAAGACACUUUCAGACUCAUCCGGGACCCUCAAAACAAAACACUAGAUGACGUCAUCAGAAUUCAUGAAGACUUUUGUAUCGUAGUUUUUAGCACUGCGUCAGUCUACAGUGUUUGGUUUUUGCUGUACUUGAUUACUUAUAGCGUAGGCUACAUUAUUCUCUCGACAAAGUUUUUUCUAGACAUGAAUCGACCUCUCUCAGAAUUCAAGAUGGGAUUGAUUCUUAAUGGUCUUGAGCUGCUAUUUGUCUUUUAUAUUUUUGUAACCCCGUUUAUAUUUGCCGCAAGGAUCUCAAGCGAUUGUGCAGGUAAGAUACUGCUUUCUUUAAAUUCCUAUAAAGGAAAGCAACGCCCGCAUUCGGCUUAAUAGAAUCAAUGAGAAAUUGAAUAGCGAGCAAGUGCGUUGUUCAUUAUAUUUCCUGGCAAAGUCUCUAACAGAAAGUCGAAAUAAGUUUUGUUUAUUUAUUUAUAAGUGUAACGGUUAUCCAAACACCGUGGAGUCAAUGUAAAGUUGAACUCCUUUAAGUCUUCUUAGAAUGCUUUUGAAAUGUCAUAAUAAACCAAUAAAAUGAUUCAGGUGAGCUAAAUUCAAAAACUUCCAAGAUCUAACAUUUACGUAGCAUGGUAAUGCUAAACAAAAAUUAAAAAAUUAAAAAAACCUAUAGUAUGUCUAGCCAAAGUUUUGAAAACGUUACCGCCAAAUGGACCUUUUUUGUCCAACAGCUUUUCUUUUUCGGCCAAAAACUAUCUCCAAAGUAGCCAUUAUAAAAACUAAGAGUGCAUGCAUGCAACCGUUGCUUUUGUCCCCUUCUUCUCCUUUCUUCCUCCUGGCUCUUUCUUGUUCUCCUUCCCUUUUCCUAUGUCAGUGUGAUUUUGGAUCUUAUUCUAGCCCACUGAUAACCUACCUUUUGACGCCUUUUCACUCAUAAGUGACUGGAAAUUUCCAUAGGUUGGUUUUCAAAAAAUCGGCUAGAUGUAUAUUACGCCUAUUAUAUAUACUGGAUCUAUUUCUAAGGCGCGACACUUGAAUCUUUGUACAAAGCAAGGACACCGAGCCAGAAGAAUGUCAAAUGGUCAAAAUGUUUAUUAUAAGUGUUAAAGAGGCGGCGAUAACCAACUGAUGUACACUAAUUUUUAUUUUGUUCAUCUCGUUUCGGAAUAGCCUGCGACAGUCAUGCAGACGUAAUUUAAGGCCGGUUAGUCUGCGAAGCAGCGCCGAUGCCCUUGUUCUGUGAAUGUGUUUCGAAUUUUCCUUCAGUCUGAUGGGCAAAUCGACGAUAAGAUUUUUAAAAGGCCAAUCAUGAAGCGUACUUUUUCGCAGACGGACUUAACCAAAAUUUUAGUUCCGUCUGUGACACAGGCUAAUUUCUGAACGCUAGCGGUGUUAACUGAAUGGAUACAAAGAAUUAUAUGGAGUACAGUUGCACUUUGCUAACCCUAUUCAGACGGGCAUUUUUUUGCCACAAGUGACGGCCACCAAAAUAUUGCAUUAAUAAAUUCCCCACAUUUCCAGCAUCUAGGCAUAACUGUGAUCGACACCAUGACGUUAUUUCACAACUAUGAAGUUAUAUUGUCGAUCCAAAUUCCUCUAGAAGUGCCACAAAGCGAAAAAUACUUAAAUGCUAAGGUGUCCGAUGAAAUGAAGGAGUUGCUAAGGCCCUGUUCGCAUUAAGUAAAGUUUGUUUGUUUUGCAAAAAAAAAAAAACUGUCAAGAAGAAUUAAUCCAUUGCCAGCGCGAACGAUUUUUUUCACCGACUAAAGUUUUCUCAACUGUCCCCAAAGCUCAAAGAUGCCGUCGAGGAGAUUUGGAGGUCUACAUUUUUUUGUCAGGUAACAAACUCCUUUGUUCCUUGACAGCGAUCCUUCGUCGGGCCAUCUUAUUUCACAAGCGUAGCCAAUCAUUAAAAGCUCCUUUAAUUGACGUUUCUAGUUAGACGAAAAACUUCACAGAUGCGAACAAGGUUGCAAAAACAAAAAAAUUGGUGUGUACAAAAUUUCCACUUUUUUUUACAGACGCCAAAGUAUUUUUUUUCUUUUCUAAUAGUACGGUGCGAACAGAACCCAACAGACAUACAUAAUUUUUUUGUGUGUGGAGUCACUUGCUUGUCACAAGACGUAAAAAAAUCGUUGCAUCGACUUAUCUGGCACCCAACAAUGCACGAUGCCUCUAUCUAAUACUUAGUACCUUUCAUUUUUCGCCUUCUAACGUGCUGUCUUUCUUUCUCUUUAUUUCGAAGAAGUCUACGAGAAAGUCAACUGUUCCACUUCUGAUGACUGGAAUGAAGGCCAUCCAUUUAAAGAUCGAAACAACAUCUCCUUGUUCGUCUCCUACGCUAAAAAGAGGCAAUGCGGAUUUAGACUUGGAAGAAUCACGUUCGGCGAUUCUCUAGCCUGGGUGUCUUUUCUCUUUGGAGUUACAGGUGUUCUAUUGCCACUAAUCCAAGAUGGAAGUUCCACUUAG